Rosa rugosa (rugosa rose) is the source of this 1545-nucleotide messenger RNA. RefSeq names its product actin-7-like. The record is from RefSeq and is a predicted model, not a curated record. The coding region runs from base 155 to 1288 and encodes 377 amino acids. The transcript has 6 exons. Lineage: Eukaryota; Viridiplantae; Streptophyta; Magnoliopsida; Rosales; Rosaceae.
GAGAGAAAUUGAAAAAUUCUCAGUCCUCCUAUCCCAGAUGCCUUCUUUCUCUUUUUCUCUGUAAAUUACAUUCUGGAAAGUUCAUUUGGGGCUCCACAGUUCCACCCUUUUUGAUUCUCAUCGGGUCCAACUCUCCCAAGGGCUACUUUAAAGAAUGGCAGAUUCCGAGGACAUUCAGCCUCUUGUCUGUGAUAAUGGUACUGGAAUGGUUAAGGCUGGAUUUGCUGGAGAUGAUGCCCCAAGGGCUGUCUUCCCCAGUAUUGUUGGUCGACCUAGGCACACAGGUGUUAUGGUGGGGAUGGGACAGAAAGACGCAUAUGUUGGGGAUGAGGCUCAGUCCAAAAGAGGUAUUCUCACUUUAAAAUACCCUAUUGAACAUGGGAUUGUUAGCAAUUGGGACGACAUGGAAAAGAUCUGGCAUCAUACUUUCUACAAUGAGCUUCGUGUGGCUCCUGAAGAACAUCCUGUGCUCCUUACUGAGGCACCCCUCAAUCCUAAAGCCAACAGAGAGAAGAUGACACAGAUCAUGUUUGAGACCUUCAAUUCCCCUGCUAUGUAUGUUGCCAUUCAAGCAGUUCUCUCCCUCUAUGCCAGUGGGCGUACAACAGGUAUUGUGCUCGACUCUGGUGAUGGAGUCAGUCACACAGUUCCCAUCUACGAAGGUUAUGCACUUCCACAUGCCAUUCUGCGGCUUGACCUUGCUGGACGAGAUUUAACAGACUCCUUAAUGAAGAUCCUGACUGAGAGAGGGUAUUCUUUUACUACAACUGCUGAACGGGAAAUUGUACGUGACAUUAAAGAGAAGCUUGCAUAUGUGGCACUUGAUUAUGAACAAGAACUUGAGACUGCUGCAAGCAGCUCCACAAUUGAGAAGAACUAUGAACUACCUGAUGGUCAGGUAAUUACCAUUGGAGCAGAGCGUUUCCGUUGCCCUGAAGUCCUAUUUCAACCAUCACUAGUUGGAAUGGAGGCAGCUGGAAUUCACGAGACCACCUAUAACUCGAUUAUGAAGUGUGAUGUUGACAUCAGGAAAGACUUGUAUGGUAAUAUUGUGCUCAGUGGUGGGUCUACUAUGUUCCCAGGAAUCGCUGAUAGGAUGAGCAAGGAGAUAACAGCCCUUGCACCAAGCAGUAUGAAGAUCAAGGUGGUGGCACCUCCUGAGAGAAAGUACAGUGUUUGGAUCGGAGGAUCCAUAUUGGCUUCACUAAGUACAUUCCAGCAGAUGUGGAUAUCUAAGGCAGAGUACGAUGAAUCCGGCCCAUCCAUCGUCCACAGAAAAUGCUUCUAGACAUGUGAUCAUAUUGUCGUUUCUCCCUUGGAUUGUGUGGUUCAAUUGGCAUUGUCAGAUUAUGGUGUGCUUCCUGGUCUCCUUUUUGUAACCUUGUUUUCUUUCUUGUUGCUACAUUCACUCUCAUACUGCACUAGUUCUUAUAUCAGAUCAGUAGUCUAUGCAGUUGUUUAAUUUGUACACAUUGCUUCUGUUGUAUGUGCUUUACUGCUUUUCUCGGUUCCUGAAAUACAAUAAUAUGAUAGUGUCAUUGAUCA